AUGAAUGAGGAUGAAUCUUUUCAACUCUUUUGUCAAAAAGCAACUGGAAGAGAUCACCGUGAAGAAGCCUUUUUGGAGAAGUCUAAAUUAGCCAUAAAUUACGCAGAAGGCCUUCCUCUGGCCCUGUGUGUUUUGGGUUCCUUCUUUUGUGGAAGAAAUGCAGAUGAAUGGGAAAAAGCUCUUGAUAUGUUGAAGAAAGAAUCAGACAAUCACAUGCAUGAGAUACUUAAAAUAGGUUAUGGUGCAUUAACUCCUGAAGAAAAGGCAAUAUUUUUAGAUAUUGCAUGUUUUUUUAAUAUGUGGAGGAUCGAUGAGGUAACUCAAAUAUUGGAUAGUUGUGGUUUUGACGCGACAAUUGGUAUCUGUAGUCUCAUAAGAAAAUCUUUGGUAGAUGAAGUUGAGAUUGGGAAUAGCAAGUAUAUAAAGAUGCAUACUUUGAUUCAAGAUAUGGGUAGGAGCAUUGUUCAAGAGGAAUAUCCUGACCAUGCUGAAAGGUGCAGCAGAUUGUGGUCGGCCGUGGAAAUUGAUGAAAUACUAGAAAAUAAUAAGGCGAUCAAUGUUUCUCAUCAGGGAACUGAUGCAACAGAAGGUGUAGUUUUGCCUAAUAGCUUUCAGAGAAUUCAGAAAAUAUGGAAUUCUACAGCCUUUUCAACAAUGAAGAGCCUCCGAAUGCUCAUCAUAUCAUGUAACAUUGAGGACCUUUCCCCAAGUUUGGAAGUGCCUGGCAAAUUAAAAGUUCUCCAUUGGGAUGGAUAUCCUCUAAAAACUCUUCCGUCAAGUACGAAUCUGGAUGAACCCGUAUGUCUCAAAAUGCGAUGCAGCAAAACCGAGCUGCUCAGUUUUGAAAGCAGAAUGGAUAAUCUAAAGUUUUUGGACUUGAGCUAUUCGAAAGGCCUCAUUGAAAUUCCAAAUUUUUUGAGUGGGUCAUACGCCGAAUGGAAAUCACAUAGAUUGAACGCUGACUCAUGGGCUUCAAUAUCCAUUAAAACCUUUUCGGUCACUAUUCUGGGGACUAAAAUACCAUCUUGGUUUCAGAGCCAAAAAACCCUUCGCCUGGAUGAGGAAGAUGAAAGUUCAAUCAUUGAGGAUGUCCCUUCUUCGGUUCGUCUUCUUGCAAGGAAGGGAUCCAAAAUUGGAGAAGCUAAGAUAUCAUCCCCACCUUUGGAUCUUGUUUGGGCAGAUUGGGAAGCAAACAUGCUCGAGUUUAUCAAAGGAUUACAGCCGACUUCACUUGAAAUUUGA
Molecule: messenger RNA, 1242 nt
Organism: Prosopis cineraria
Lineage: Eukaryota; Viridiplantae; Streptophyta; Magnoliopsida; Fabales; Fabaceae
Product: TMV resistance protein N-like
Exons: 5
Coding region: 1-1242 (413 amino acids)
Biological process (GO): defense response
Molecular function (GO): ADP binding
Source: RefSeq, a predicted model, not a curated record